Molecule: messenger RNA, 1605 nt
Organism: Triticum dicoccoides
Lineage: Eukaryota; Viridiplantae; Streptophyta; Magnoliopsida; Poales; Poaceae
Exons: 3
Coding region: 1-1278 (425 amino acids)
Source: RefSeq, a predicted model, not a curated record
AUGCCCCUCCUGCCCCGACGCCUCGCCGUCGCCGUCGCCGUCGCCGUCGCCGUCGCGGCCCCCCUCCGCCGCCCCCUCUGCACGGCGGCCCCACGCCCUCCCUGGGCCAUGGUGAACAGCCAGGCGGCGCUGGACGCGUCAGGGGCGCCGUCGCAGAGCGCGCGCGCGCUCGUCGACCUCAACACCACCCCGUGCGUCUCCCACCUCUCCGUCCCCGCUCGCCUCGUCGCCCCCCACGGCGACGACAUGGGCUCCCUCGUGGGCAUCGUCCGCGGCGCCAGCAGCGACGGCCUUCUCCUCCUCGACUUCAUCGACGCCCGCCACCGCCCCUUGUGGCCACACGAAUUCGCCGCGGCCCGCGGCGGCGUGGAACCGGAGGGCAAGCUCUUCGUCUGCAACCCUCUCAGCGGCCAGCUGGUCCGCCUCCCGGCCCCGGGCAUGGAUGUCCCCAAAAUGGGAAGUACCUCUUUCGGCCUGCUCACCCAAUCUCAAGGCUCACACGGCCCGCCGGAUAGGUACGUGGUCGCUCAGCUCAGUAAAAUCAGCCGCGGGGGAGGGGAGUGGCGCAGGGUCGUUCGCCGGUUUCUGUCCGAGACAGGGGAGUGGGACGAGCGGCCGCUGGUCGGGGAGUUAGAGAUGGAUCCUGGGCGGAGCAUGAUGAUCAACCAUGAGGUGCUGGCGUUCGGCGACCGGCUAUGGUGGCUGGACGUGGCCUGGGGUGCCUGCUCCGUCGACCCCUUCAGCGACCGGCCGGAGCGCCGCUUCGCCGAGCUGCCGCGCUCCAGCGUGCAGCCUGUUUCUGAUUCCCCGACGCUGAGCAGGUACCGGCGCAUGGGGGUCAGCGAGGGGAAGCUGCGCUACGUCCAAGUGUCCCAUGGACCGAAGCACGACAAGUGGUGCGUGAUCCUUUCGUUUUCGCUGGAUGACGAGACCUACAGCUGGGCGCUGGAUCACGGAGUUGAAAUUACAGAUCGGCACGACCCUUGCUAUGUUCAAAUUGCUGCCAUAGAUCCAUUCAAUGCCGACCUUGUGUACCUCCAACAUGGUAGCGCUGUUAUUGCCAUGGACCUGGCUAAGGGGAAGGAGAUUUGGAGGGGUUACCUGGCUAAGGAAUUCGUCUUUCAGAAGUUGCUCCACUGUAGUCUUCUUGUACCGUGCGUGCUCCCAACAUGGCUUGCCACAAGCAAUAUCCCUUCUGCAGGAACCCUUUCAAGCAACAAGGCCGAUUGCAAAAGGAAGACUUUGGCAGACAUGCUGGUUCGCGUAGACAAAUGCUAGACAAACUGAAACGUGACAACUAACUCAUCUCCGAUUCCUUAAAUUUGACCAACAACAGAGUUGAGGGUGGUAUCUGUGAGACAAGAGCUCUUAUUUUAGGGAAAUUCUGUGACAAUUUUGGGCUUGUUCUUCCGGCUGAUGCAAUUCUUUUUGAAAGGACAGAUGUUCUUACAUAUUUCGGAGAAUUGUAGCUGCAAGAGACCAUGCUUAUGUUCUUUGUAAAAAUGUUAUUGCCCAAAGUGUUUUUUGUUCUGACUUGUUUUGCUUUGUAUUCAACAAAUUUGGGAUAUGCUUGAUUGGAUAUUUGCAUGCUGAUGAUGGGAAACU